UCUCAUUUCUCCCAUUCAAACUUGUUUCUUCAAUAUAUUCACUGCACAAUAACAAUAGCUAGAACACAUCCAUCACUCUUCCAUACAAAAAUUCCUUCAAAAGAGCCAAAAAAAAUUAUUUCUUGAUUUUCGUCGCGACGAAUUAAAGUUACAUGAUGAAGAUGAGCACCACCACCACCAACAACAACAACAACAGAAUGGGAAGUUCCAAGAAGAAGUUGAUUUCAAGUAGAGGACUUGGAGGAGUCCUUAGAGAACAAAGAGCUAAGCUUUACAUAAUUAGGAGAUGUGUAGUUAUGCUUCUUUGUUGGAAUGAUUGAAAUUAAUUCAUUCAACAAAAUUGGCUUAUGGGCUUAUAGGGUACUUAUCAAUUGUCCAUAUAUAGUAAAAAGAAAUAGUGUAAGUUAGAUUUUUUUUUAAAAAAUUUGAGAAUUUUGUAUACUAAAUUUAGGUCUUUGAGGCCUCUUGUAUACAUUGAAUAGGUUCAAUCAAAGACUACUAUUUAGUUUUGAA
Solanum pennellii is the source of this 513-nucleotide messenger RNA. RefSeq lists its product as uncharacterized. NCBI's taxonomy places the organism in Eukaryota, Viridiplantae, Streptophyta, Magnoliopsida, Solanales, Solanaceae. The coding region runs from base 153 to 320 and encodes 55 amino acids. The record is from RefSeq and is a predicted model, not a curated record. The transcript has a single exon. Gene Ontology annotation, biological process: negative regulation of cell population proliferation.